CCCCAACUGUGAAAGGAACGAACCAACUGACCAUAUCGCAGAUCGGCGAUGGCCAUGGACGCCAAGAUCGGCAGGUUCUUCGAUGCCGUGGGUUCCUUCUUCUCCGGCGGCGAGAACAUCCCUUGGUGCGACCGCGACGUCAUUGCCGGAUGCGAGAGGGAGGUCGCCGAGGCCGCGACCGAGGAGCACGAGAAGCAGAGCAUCAUGAGGCUGUCUUGGGCGCUCGUGCACUCGAGGAACCAGGACGACGUGCUCCGCGGGAUCGGCAUGCUCCAAGCAUCUCUGCUUGGUGCGACCACCAGCCCUUUGCAGGCGAGGGAGAAGCUCUACCUGCUGGCCGUUGGGCACUACAGGAACGGCGACUACCCCAGGAGCCGGCAGUUCGUGGACCAGUGCCUGGAGAUCCAACCUGAUUGUAGACAGACCCUGGCUCUGAAGAAGAUAGUGGAAGAUAAAAUUGCUAAAGAUGGCGUUAUCGGUAUUGGAAUAGCUACAACUGCUAUUGGUGUGCUCAUUGGGAUCGCAGCUGCUGUUGCUCGAAAAAACUGAGAUGGUUUUAUUUUCAUAGCUAUUUUUAGGAUACUAUGUUCUCUAUCCUCACUCCACGGAUCAAGUUUAUUGAGUUCAUUUUGGUCUUCUUAUGUAAACCUCAGCACGCUUCCGGCUUCCUUCUUGAGUGAUACAAUUGUGUUCCUGCUUCCUUUCAACAAAAGAAAAGGUAAACCAAGCAUACUGUAACUAGUUUUCAGUACAAUUUCCCAAAGACUUGUCACAAAUGGCCAACGAUUAGUAUGUUUUUGGUUAAUUAAUCACAAAAUUACUGUGGCCAAAUGAGGUUGUGGUGGAUUAUAUAUGUUGUUGGCAAUUUGCCAAAACUGUAGGAAAAAUUUUCUCAAAAAAACUGUAGGAAAAUUGAAGGUAAUAAAUAUAUUUGAAAACUGUUAGCCACUGGGGAAAAAUACUAGUAAUACUACAGUAUUUUAUCUUCAAAUUAAUAAUCUAUUAAAUUGGAUCAGGUCCGGCCCGGAGUGUUUCACCGACUUCGUAUCGGAAUUGUAGUUUCCGUCUCUAUUUAUUUAAGUGCGUGCGUGCUGCAGAGUGCAGAGUCGACGAGUCGUAUCAACAAGGAAUCUCAUUCUUGCAGCCGCUGCUCGCCUCGGGAGCUCGCUCUUCUCUUACGAAUCGUAUCAUCGCCGAUCGAUUUGACGUGCCUCGGAAUACAAUGAUGGCCGGGGGGAAGCGGCAGCGGAACCCCGCGUCGUACCUCAGCGACGACCUCUUGAUCGAGAUCCUCGUGCGGCUGCCAGCGAGACCGCUGGGCCGCUUCAAGUGUGUCUCCCGGUCAUGGCGCUAUCUCAUCUCCAGUCCUGUCCACCACCGGAGGCUUGCGCACACUGACGC
Panicum virgatum (switchgrass) is the source of this 1401-nucleotide messenger RNA. Its product is annotated as mitochondrial fission 1 protein A-like. The coding region runs from base 49 to 549 and encodes 166 amino acids. NCBI's taxonomy places the organism in Eukaryota, Viridiplantae, Streptophyta, Magnoliopsida, Poales, Poaceae. The transcript has 6 exons. Gene Ontology annotation, cellular component: peroxisomal membrane; mitochondrial outer membrane. The record is from RefSeq and is a predicted model, not a curated record. Gene Ontology annotation, biological process: autophagy of mitochondrion; mitochondrial fission; peroxisome fission. Gene Ontology annotation, molecular function: protein binding.